Molecule: messenger RNA, 613 nt
Organism: Haliotis rufescens (red abalone)
Lineage: Eukaryota; Metazoa; Mollusca; Gastropoda; Lepetellida; Haliotidae
Exons: 4
Coding region: 75-524 (149 amino acids)
Source: RefSeq, a predicted model, not a curated record
CCCAUUUGUUCCGGACCACCUUAUAUUAAGAAACACAACCAGUGUUGGAUAAGGUUACCCUUCUUUUUGACAAGAUGAAGAUCGCAGUUGCCCUGAUCCUGUCCAUGUUGGUGGUUGUCCAUGGCGAGUACGCCAAGAGACAGAUCGUGGCUGCGCUUGCCGCGGCUGAACCCCUCCUGUCCAAACUCCUGCUGGACAAACUGGGCGUUGACAAACUCAUCGGCAAGUUCAUCGGAAAUGUAGCUGCUUUCUUCAAGGGCCAUAGCGGCACUAUACCACUUGAUGGAACACAGCUUGUGUUGAACUACAAUAUACACAAGUGCCAUCUGCACAUUGGAAAGCGAUUCCUCAUCCAUCAUGUUGCUGAGGAACGUUGCACGGCUGAUGUGUGCGAGAACAAGAUCACCAAGUCCUGCAAGUCCUGUACCAACGGAAAACAAGAAGACGCUCUCAAGUGUGCCCUGAAGGCCGAGGUCGAGGAGAUCACCAGACUCGCCAAGGCGGCUCAAGCCAAACAGGGUUAACUCCGCUUGGUCUGACAAUGUGUUUCCUGUAAACCUGGUUGUGUUUCUUCAAUAAAUGGCUUUCUCCUCCAGUGAGAUUGUGACGUCAA